Molecule: messenger RNA, 347 nt
Organism: Sorex fumeus (smoky shrew)
Lineage: Eukaryota; Metazoa; Chordata; Mammalia; Eulipotyphla; Soricidae
Product: eotaxin-like
Exons: 3
Coding region: 33-329 (98 amino acids)
Biological process (GO): immune response; G protein-coupled receptor signaling pathway; positive regulation of GTPase activity
Cellular component (GO): extracellular region
Molecular function (GO): chemokine activity; CCR chemokine receptor binding
Source: RefSeq, a predicted model, not a curated record
CUUGGGCUGAAGCUUGUCUUCUCCUCUCUACGAUGAAGGUCUCUUCUGUUCUUCUGUGCCUGAUGCUCACAGUUGCAGUCCUCAGCACCCAGCUGCUUGCUCAGCCAGGGUCUCUUCCAGCCACCUGCUGCUUUAGUAUGGUCAAUAAGAAGGUCCCUAAUCAGCGGCUACAGAGUUAUAGAAGAAUCACCAACAGCAGAUGUCCUCGGAAAGCUGUUAUCUUCAAGACCAAAAUGGACAAGAGUAUCUGUGCUGAUCCCAAAGACAAGUGGGUCCAAGAUGCCAUCAGAUAUCUGGACCAGAAAUCUCAGACCCCUAGAAAAGCCUGAGAAGGAUUUGGCUCCUUU